Molecule: messenger RNA, 665 nt
Organism: Chenopodium quinoa (quinoa)
Lineage: Eukaryota; Viridiplantae; Streptophyta; Magnoliopsida; Caryophyllales; Amaranthaceae
Exons: 3
Coding region: 64-366 (100 amino acids)
Source: RefSeq, a predicted model, not a curated record
UAUUUCUAAAUGAUUUGAUUAAUUAAUAAAUUUACUAAUAGUCUUUCAAUUCUAUCACUCGAAAUGGAGAGAAAAAUGAUUUUCUACAAAUCAAACAAGAAUGUAGUAGCCAUUAUUUUCAUCCUGGCUCUAGUGCAAAUCAUGAUUGAUAAAUCUGAGAGUUGUGGUAUUAUCGGAGAAAAAUGUUCAUCUUUCUUAUUUAUUAGUAAUUGUUGUCUGGGAUAUAGGUGCAGCAAAGGUGCAGGUCACAAAUGUGUAGAAGACCCCAAGCAACAGUGCAUGCCUUUGGGGGGAUUUUGCGAUCCUUACAACCCAUGUUGUGGAAGAAACUAUUGUUCACACGCAAGCGGUAUAUGUAAACAAUGAUUAUCACAAGGCUCGUUUACAUGGAGCUUUAUUUCAUUUGAGUUUGUUAGUUUGGCUUUUUUUUUAAUGAUUAUUCCUGCUAAUAAAUAAGAAGUACUAAAGAUUUAAAGUACUCAUUUAUCAUUGUAGCACUAAUUUACAAAAUCAACAUUAUAAUACACUCGAAAUUUUCAUAUGUGCUUUGGAAAAUAUAAGAGUGUAAACAUUCGAAUUAAUGUAAAAUAUUGUUCAAAUUAAUCAAUAGCAUAAUACCAAAACAAACACCAAGAAUGACAUAUGUCACUUCCUAAUGUUGUCAU